AUGAGCAACCCAACCGAACAGGCCCUUCUGCAGAUUGCAGAAACUAUAGAACGGGCCGUUGACGAUGAGAUGGAACGCGUUGAUAACAUCGAUGAAGAGGAACUAAUGGAGCUUCGUCGCAAACGCCUAAGAGGACUGAAGGAAAUGGAGGCGCGUCGAAGCGCUUGGCUAAAGAAAGGACAUGGUCACCUUCAGGAACUGACUGAUCCAAAGGAGUUCUUUGAGGCUGUGGAGCAGUCUGAGCGUGUGGUGGUUCAUUUCAUGAGGAGAAGCACCUCGAGGUGUUCUAUUCUUGAGCGUCAUCUGCGAACAAUUGCCAUGCAACAUUUUGAGACGCGUUUUUGCUAUGUUGACGUCGAGAGAAUUCCAUCUUUGGCUGAGAGAUUCAAUGUUAUCAUGCUGCCCACUCUUAUGCUUAUUGAAAACAAAAAGACAUUCUACAGCAUUAUUGGAUUCGAUGAGUUUGGCGGAACCGAUGAUUUUUCGACAGAAACAGUGGUACAGGUGCUUUCUCAUUAUGGUAUGUUAAAUGAGAAUGGCAUGUUCGCAGCUGAUCAGAGCGCUGAAUAA
Molecule: messenger RNA, 570 nt
Organism: Trypanosoma grayi
Lineage: Eukaryota; Euglenozoa; Kinetoplastea; Trypanosomatida; Trypanosomatidae
Product: putative ATP binding protein-like protein
Exons: 1
Coding region: 1-570 (189 amino acids)
Biological process (GO): microtubule cytoskeleton organization
Cellular component (GO): cytoplasm
Source: RefSeq, a predicted model, not a curated record